AUGCACGCCUUCUCCGCCUCUCUCAAAACCGUUCUCCUCUCGCUGCUCUUCGCCACUUUGCUGGUGCUCACCGCCGGAAGCACGGCUUCUUCUGGAGAAGACGUGACCGAGCAAGACGUCGAGCAGAAGAAUGCCAUCACUCCAGAGGAGUUCGUCGCGGUAAGAGCGUUCAGAAUACCAGAACAUGUAAAUAUAUUUGUGUUUCAGUCUGAUUUCUCCGAACAGACCAACUUCUGGCCACCAGUGCACCUCCGCGGAUUACGGUAAGUUCACUUCUUAUUCUUCUUCUUCUUCUUCUUGUUUUCAUUUCAAAGUCUUCAGAUCAUCCAACGGUAAGCCGACUUUCAUCCGAUUUGGCAAGCGUGCAUCGCCAUCGUUCAUCCGUUUCGGAAGAAAGUGA
Caenorhabditis sp. 36 PRJEB53466 is the source of this 400-nucleotide messenger RNA. The record is from the annotation of a GenBank genome assembly. Lineage: Eukaryota; Metazoa; Nematoda; Chromadorea; Rhabditida; Rhabditidae.